GUAACUUUUUGAGCUUGAGAGUGGAAGAGUAAACAACAAUUUCUUAUUAAUAUUCAAAGGGCUUAUUUAAAUGAAUUAGUUACAAACUUACAAUCAAAUUACUAUACAAGUAUAUAUGUAUAUCUCUCAUCAUAAGUGGUUUAAUUACAUCAACAUAACCGGUAUAAUUAACUUGAAAGUUCUACUUGCUUUUUUUUUUUCGUUUUUUUUUUUUUUUUUGAUAUAUUGGAAAUUCGGAAUGGAUUUUAGUUGAACUCUACAUCUUAGCUAUAUAUAGAUAAAUAAAUAUAAAUUAAUAAAGAUGAAAAUAGGAUGAGAUAUUAAUGGAUAUGGAGAAAUAAGAGAAGAAGCACCACUUGAUCACUUAGAGCCCACGUUCCCACUCUUAAUCACCCAAAAAAAAUUAAAACAAAGACGUGCUCACAUCUCAUCUCACUCCCUCACCAGCUCACUUCACUCUCUCUUUCUCUCUUUUUUUUUUUUUUUAUAAUCAUCUCUCUCAAUCAUCCUCUAAUCAAAGAUCACCACCAUAUGGCUCUCGAGACUCUCAAUUCUCCCACCUCCACCACCACCACCACCGCUCCUCCUCCUUUCCUCCACUGCCUCGAUGAAACCGAACCCGAAAACCUCGAAUCAUGGACCAAAAGAAAACGUACAAAACGUCACCGUAUAGAUCAACCAAACCCUCCUUCUGAAGAAGAGUAUCUCGCUCUUUGCCUCCUCAUGCUCGCUCGUGGCUCCUCCGAUCAUCACUCUUCACCGUCCGAUCAUCAGAAAGAUUACAAGUGUUCCGUCUGUGGCAAAUCUUUCCCGUCUUAUCAAGCGUUAGGUGGACACAAAACAAGUCACCGGAAACCGGUUAGUAUUAAUAACGACGAUGCUAAUAAUAGUAACGGUUCCGUUACUAAUAACGGAAAUAUUAGUAACGGUUUAGUUGGUCAAAGUGGGAAGACUCAUAACUGCUCUAUAUGUUUCAAGUCGUUUCCCUCUGGUCAAGCAUUGGGUGGUCACAAACGGUGUCACUAUGACGGUGGUAACGGUAACGGUAACGGUGAUAAUAGCCACAGGUUUGACCUGAAUUUACCGGCUGAUCAAGUUAGUGAUGAGACACUUGGAAAGAGUCAACUCUCCGGCGAAGAAACAAAGUCGGUGUUGUGAUUAUUAUAUUUUUUUUACCGAUCGGUUUAGCUAAGUGAUUGAUCAUUAGCUGAGUCUGUAAUGAAAAUGAUUGGAGUGGACUUUGGAUUAUUUUAAUUUUUGUUUACGUAUACGGAGAGAAAAAAAAUCUUCAAAUGUUUA
Molecule: messenger RNA, 1299 nt
Organism: Arabidopsis lyrata subsp. lyrata
Lineage: Eukaryota; Viridiplantae; Streptophyta; Magnoliopsida; Brassicales; Brassicaceae
Product: zinc finger protein AZF1
Exons: 1
Coding region: 532-1158 (208 amino acids)
Molecular function (GO): DNA-binding transcription factor activity
Source: RefSeq, a predicted model, not a curated record